Messenger RNA from Knipowitschia caucasica, 1212 nucleotides. Lineage: Eukaryota; Metazoa; Chordata; Actinopteri; Gobiiformes; Gobiidae. The record is from the annotation of a GenBank genome assembly.
AUGGAUUCAGUCUCUGAGGACCGUGCUGUGCUGAUGAGUGAGGAGGACCUGGAGACUCUCGUGAAGACACACGAUCGUGAAGAAGAUGAAAGCACUGAGAAUAAACCAGAAAUGAAGGCGGCAGACCAAGUGAAGGAAAUCAUUGACAAAACUGGGCCCAAACAUGAAAAAAUGCUUGAAUUGGUUGAAAGCAGCGCUGACUCAGAAAUUCCUGUUGAUUUGGACUACGCCAGCGACAGCACCAGCUUCCACCCCAUCAAUAUCGUACAAGUCAAAGAGAUGGAUGAAAAACCCCUGCCCGAUGUGGACGAAGUAAACAGCCAAGCGGUUCAAAAGAAUGAGGCCAAAUCUAAAGAAAAAGAACAUGAUAAAUUCAAUAUUGACAAACACGAGAUCAAAGAUGAGGAACAUGACGCUGCAGAGAUUCAGAAUGACAUGCCGGUGGGAGAGGUGGAGGAGGGGAAGAACGACAGCAACGUUCAAGGCAGCAAGAAGCAAAGGAAGCAGAAGAAGAAGCAGCGAUCCAAGAAGCAGUCUCCUCAAAAAGACGAGCCCCAGGUUGGAGUAGAGGCGACCACGCAAGAACCGGUCAAGUCCGAGGGAAAUAGCACCGACACUGCAGCACACAAGACCAAGAGGAGGAGGGCCGGCAAAUGGGGGCCUUUGAUUGGAGUGAACCCUGUGCAGAUCCGCGCCACUGUGGACCUCUACCCCGGCUCCAGGGCCGCUCUGGCUGGAGUCACACAUGACCUCGAAACCUCCGAUCCCUGCGACAACUUCCGCUGUAAACGUGGGAAAACGUGCAAACUGAGUGAUGACAAUAAGCCGGGCUGUGUGUGCCAAGUGGCUUCAGAGUGUCCUCCCAGUCUCAGCGAGCUGGAUCGUGUGAAAAAAAUCUUUGAGAGCGAGAGGCGCCUUCGUGCCGGUGAUCACCCGGUGGAGCUGCUUGAACAAGACUUUGAUAAGAACUACCACAUGUACAUCUACCCCGUGCACUGGCAGUUCGCACAGCUGGACCAACACCCUUCUGACCGACAGCUGUCCCACUCAGAGCUGGCUCCUCUGAGGGUGCCGUUGGUUCCCAUGGAGCACUGCACCUCCCUCUUCUUCCAGGAGUGUGACUCGGACAAAGACAAGCAGGUGUCAUUCAAAGAGUGGACCUCCUGUUUUGGCAUCAAAGAAGAGGAUAUGGACACCAGCUUGUUGUUCUGA